AAUACGAGGUGCAGAUGACGCUACUAUGCGUAGCCAUUGUAAGAACGGAGAGCCAAUCGUGUAACGUGUUAGAGUUGUUUCCAUAGGAGUCCAUUUCUAAACUUAUUUUUGAUUGGCCGGAAACAAAUUCCCAUCUUAUACCGGGCCACCCGCCAUAACGAACAUAGCGUGGUACGAGCGAUUGUGUUUGAAUGAACGUGGUGCAGUUUAAUUGACAAAAUUCGUUGAUCAGUGUUGAUAUUCGCGUAGCAUUUGAAGUGUAGACGUGCUUACUGCAUAUUCGUGGACUUAUGGUGACAAUUUGAAGAUAUGGAAGUUGCGCAAAAGCUGCAUUUUGAUUCGUUCGACAUCGAAGACGAGGAGUUGAACAUCAGCUGUCGCACGAACAGCUCGGGUUGUGAUGUCGAGGAUGUUUUGGACUCUUCAGCCGAGGAGUUUGGAUGUUCACCACUUCCUCAACCAAGGAAACUAUCCUUCAGUAACGUCAUGGAUUGCAGUGAUAGUGAAUCUAAUCAACCCGUUCCAAGUAACAUCAACAAAACCCCAGCCACAACAAUGACAGGUUCUAUGGGAAUCAGGAUUCCUCAUCGUGAAGGUGGACCACCAUCAAAGAUGUCAAUGGCAUGCAGUCCACCUUACAAACGCGUCAGGGCACUUCGUCUAUUUGAUUCUCCUGCUACUCCGAAAACGAUAAUAGAAAAGAGUGUAAUGCAUACUCCUUUACCUUCCAAAUGCACUAGACUGUUUCCUUUAGACAAACCUAGGGCUGUGCCAUCAUGUUAUCCAAGUAAAUCUGAUAAACCUGCAGCUAAUGUUAAUCCAUUUACACCAAAUGGAAUGUUAUUAACUGCUAGGAAGAGGACUAGAUCCAAGCGCAGUCUUAACAGUUCCCCGGACAUUCGGAUACCGACGUUCGACCUUGUCGAUUCCGAAGAUUCGGACAAUGAGGUGGAACAUCCCACGAAACGUGUCGCACUACAGGAAUCAAAUAUACCAAGAUACCAUCAGGAAUUUCAUGAGCUUGGAUUAAUAGGUACAGGUGAAUUUGGAUCCGUUUACAAGUGUAUUAAUCGAUUGGAUGGCUGCAUUUAUGCCAUCAAGAAGAGUAUCAAACCUGUUGCUGGGAGCGUCAACGAGAAGAAUGCACUGAACGAGGUAUACGCGCACGCUGUGCUCGGCAAGCACCAGCACGUUGUGCGUUAUUAUUCCGCCUGGGCAGAAGAUAAUCAUAUGAUCAUACAAAAUGAAUACUGCAACGGUGGUAGUCUCGCGGAUGCUAUAUCCAAUCUCGAGGUCGAGAAGAGACAUUUCUCCGAGGCUGAGAUUCGUCAAUUAUUACUACACGUUGCAGAAGGUUUGAGGUACAUUCACAGUAUGCAACUCGUGCACAUGGACAUCAAACCCGGGAACAUCUUUAUCUCAAAGGAAAAGAGAUUAUUGGCGGUGAAUUACGAUUCUGCGGAUGAUGGAUUCGACGAGGAGGAGACUGUCGAGGAAGAGAUCACGUAUAAAAUCGGAGACCUUGGCCACGUUACAUCAAUAAGUAAUCCGCAAGUUGAAGAGGGCGACUGCAGAUACCUACCGACUGAGAUUUUGCAUGAAGAUUUUACUCAUCUGCCUAAAGCAGACAUUUUUGCACUUGGUUUAACGGUUUACGAAGCAGGAGGCGGUGGUCCUUUGCCUAAAAAUGGACCUGAAUGGCAUGACAUCAGAAAUGGAAAUCUGAAGGAAUUGUCACAGUAUAGUCGAGAUCUCAACGAACUGCUUAAGGCAAUGAUUCAUCCAAAUCCGGAAAUGAGGCCAUCUGCAGUAUGCCUCAUUCAGCAUCGAGUUUUGUGUCCUUUCGGUAACAAGACAAAAGCUCAGCUACGUCGGGAGCUGAAUGCCGAAAAGCUCAAGAACGAAAUCCUAUCAAAGCAACUCCAAGAAGCAGCUAAGUGCUUGAAAACGAUUGCACCAAAUAUGGCGGCCAUCAAUGGCACAUUGAAUCCCGGGGGCUAUAAAUUAAGACCUACACCUACAAGAACCUCAUCACGAGCCAUAGGCAAAAAAGUUAACCGUAGCAAUAGCACAACAAACUUUUGACAGUCAUACCUCAGAUUUGCUUUGGGGAAUGACAGGAAACAAAGUGCUUAAGAAGGUGUGGUACCAUAUCGGUGCCUUGAUAUUGUGAUAUCCAAUUAAUCCUAGUUUAUAAGAGUAAUUUCAAUGAAUUUUCAUAUAAAAUCGUAUGCAGGGUUAAAAUUUCACGUAUUUUGUUGAGACGAGAAUGAGAUGUGGUGCUAACUCUAAUAACGCAUUAUAUCUUCUCUUGUAAUUCGCAAAACAUAUAACUCUGUUUUCUUUACUCCUUUAUUUACAACAUUUAAGUACUUGUUACGGUAGCUACAAAAAGUUUUCUUUUGUUCUUGUUGAAAUCGUGUGGCACCUUUCUUAUUAAGGGUUUUUUUUAUCCAAACACCAGAUUUCUUGGUCAUAGUCAUGGUAAAUUUAGCGUAGCAAGUAUUGCAUGAUUGCUAAAUAUUUUUUUUUCAGAUUUGCUAAGGAUCGAAGAUUCUGUUGUAUCAAUGUUCUGCCGUGUUAUGUCUUGUGAAAUUUGUCAUAUAUGAAGCAACUGCUUGACAAGCAAAAUGUUACAGGAAUCGGCAUCCUUUUUUAUUUUUUUAUUUUACGUAUAUACAUGAGCACUAGUACUUUCUACAAAUGAUUGGCCUGCUGUGCCAAUGCAUCUUGGCGUGUUGUAUUAACGUGGUUUCCUUAUACUAAUACUCAUUUAGCAUUAUCAUUGUGCCAAAGGUAAUUUCACAAAGCACGUACGACAUAUUUGUGUAUUUAAAAGUUUUCUAUAGUUAGAAAAUUAUGUCAAGUUGAUUCAACAUUAGCUGCUUAUCGUUGUUCCAAAUAAUUAGUUUCAGUGUACAUAACAAUGAUACACGCUUAAAUAGCCAAAUAUACAUUGUGUCUUGAAUAAUGGCAUACUACAUAUUUUGCAGAGUUAAUGCGAAAAAGAGUAAAAUCAUUUACUGCUAAUGCGUUUUGAGAGUUACAGGAAGAAGUACGAAGCAUCGAGGUUUAUGAAAAAAAAAAAUUGAAUCAAAAUUUUUCAUUCGAUGAAUGUGGUGAAAUAAGCUCACAAUUUUACAUGAGCUUCUUCACUCAAUGUAUCUUUUUCUUUAUAAUAGAGCAGUUGCCCAAAUCUUAAUAUUAUUUACAGUUACUGAAAUAACGCAACUUUUAUUAUUAUUAGCGUACACUUCAAAUGCCUCUAUUAUUAGAAUUUUUCAAAGACCACGAAAUAUUGGUGUUAAUAAUUUGAACGUUUCUCAGCCGAGAAUAGGAGCUUGUUAACUAUUUCAUUAUGUUAUGAUUGUUUUUGGCUUCUCAUAUACGAUUUCAUGAUUGUUGCCACAACUGGAUGCCCAAUGGAAUUUGAGGUCAUUGCGAACAUUAAGACUGCUCCCUUCUUUUUUUUUUAAAUAGAUUUUUAAGAUUACUAUUUUUACGUAUGAAGGUACGAACAUAUAAUGCGGUAUCAGUCUUUUUUAAAGAUUCUGUUGAUACAUACCCUUAGAAACAUCACACGUUUCCACUACGCAGAGUAAUAAUUACUGCGAUACAUAGUAGAGGCGUAAAAUUUCUCGUUGGACAAUUAGCUAAUUAGCUUUUAUGACACUGACUCUAAAAUAAUAUUUUUUUUGCAUCAGCUCGUCCUAGAUGUAAAAUUUAAGCAUUAAACAUUACGCUGCAUUUUGACUCUGCAUACAGUAAAAAUUCCAGACAAAAUCGAUAGCUUAGAAAUCGCUAGUGGCUCGAGCACGGUACUUCUCGUAAUUAACGAAAAAGAAAAAAAAUUAACGAAUCUAAAUUAUUUUAUAACACUUUUUUAAUGGUCUCAUCAUUUACAGCAUGCCCUGGAAUUCCUAUUAACCACGUAUUAUUAUAUCGUCCUAUAUUAUAUAUAUAUAGAAUAAAUAUCGAUGUAUAUUGAUUAGAAAAUAAAUUACGUUUCUUUUUUUUUCUCUAGUUGUACCAGAGUUACUAAUUAGAAGUUUCGUUAUUGCUUAAUGAUAUCGUAAUCUUUGUAGAAGCGCGACUCUUUAAUUAUCAUAACGUGAACUGUGUAGCGGUCCAGAGGUCCGUAAAUAAUUGUUAUCAGUUUUAA
Cephus cinctus (wheat stem sawfly) is the source of this 4162-nucleotide messenger RNA. Its product is annotated as wee1-like protein kinase. The coding region runs from base 310 to 2085 and encodes 591 amino acids. Gene Ontology annotation, cellular component: nucleus. Lineage: Eukaryota; Metazoa; Arthropoda; Insecta; Hymenoptera; Cephidae. The record is from RefSeq and is a predicted model, not a curated record. Gene Ontology annotation, biological process: mitotic cell cycle; protein phosphorylation. The transcript has 4 exons. Gene Ontology annotation, molecular function: ATP binding; magnesium ion binding; non-membrane spanning protein tyrosine kinase activity.